AUUCUCAACAACGAAUCAGCAACACUUCAAAAACUCUUAUACCGCCUGUAUAAUAUCGCCCCCGCACUAAAAGCGCGCAUAUAGCCUAACCACCUCAGAAACGACGCUUCAGUUGCGUCGCGGCGCCUUCUUACGAAACAUCCGAUCACUGAUCACGUAACGUUACUUUAACCGCCAAAAACAACAUGUCGAAACGUGACAAGAACCUGGAGCAAGAAGUCCUCAACUGGAUCUUCCAAUGCCUAGGCGAACCGGUUCCCGCUGGAGAAUUUGAAGACAUCCUCAAGAAUGGAGUGGUUUUGUGCAACCUAAUGAACAAGCUGAAGCCAGGAUGUAUCAAAAAGAUCCAGCCUAAAGGAACCAACUUUCAGCUCAUGGAGAACAUUGAAAGGUUCCAGAAAGCUGCCAAAGAAUAUGGACUGCCUCAGGAGGAGAUUUUCCAGACUGCUGAUUUAUUCGAGAAACGAAAUAUCGCACAGGUAGCCCUCUCGCUGUUCUCGCUGGGACGUAUUACCCAAAAACACCCAGAAUGGAGCGGCCCCACUCUAGGACCCAAGAUGGCCGAAAAGAACGAGCGUCAAUUCACAGAGGACCAAUUGAGGGCUUCCGAAGGUGUAUUGAACCUCCAAAUGGGCUACAAUAAAGGUGCUAGCCAAUCAGGGCAUGGAGGCUUCGGCAACACACGCCACAUGUAAAAAAUAGCCAUAACGGGCAUGUGCAUUUGAUGUAAUGUUGAAUUUUGUUCUUUCUUCUAUUAAGAGUUUAAAAUACUUGGUGUUAUUGUUAUCUCAUUAUUAUUUUCAGCUGCUACAGGUUCGUUAGAUACUUUACAACAAGAACUUUAAAAGUGUCACCAUUCAAAAGUCAAGUACAUUCGCAAAGUAUGCCAAGUCCGUAUUAUGUAAAGAGUUAUUGCACUUUUAACCAUAUAAGCAUAUUUAUUUUUGUAAGUAAAUACUUAGCGUAUUUAAUGUUAGGCUUUUGUAAAGUAUUGUAUUUAAACUUGAAAUGUAUAGCGUAAAUAAUUUAUUAAAAAAAUUCGAAGGUAUUCGAUAGUUUUUUUAUGGUGUAAAUAUGACAUGUUUUUUUACACGAAAUAUUGAAUAGCUCCAAUAUUAUUACAGUUUUCAUGGAAAUUAAAUAUGUAUUGUAGUAGCGAAACAUUGAAAUAUUAUAUAAUCCAAUAAUUGCUUGUGAAAUUAGCUAAUUCAAUAGUAUAUUAAGCAAUUACUAAAAAUUAUUUGGAAAUAGUAUAGAAGACGAUAACUUACUAGGAUAAAAUCACAAUACAUUUUUAUGUGCUCCAAAAAAAAAGUGUGGCUGUUAGAUUGAACAGGAUAUAAUAGAAACCAAAGGUGAAAGGAAGCAUCUAAAAGCUGUAUGUCUAAGGUACUUUAAUUUCACAAACUGUGAAUUUCGAUCUUGUUUUACAUGUAAAACUGUUCAAAUGAAUUUAUCUAUUUCGCAACGGCUCAAUAUAUUUUGUGAUUUUGUUCUAAUUUGUACCGGUUCUAGUAAACUUAUUUUUACGAACAAUUUUUGGCAAUUCCUCCGCUAUUGACACGGCAUUUUAAACAUCACGUUUAUUUUAGGAAAAACAACAGCUGGCAACCAAAAUAGUCUAUUACACUUUCAUACAUAGCACCCACAACAAUGUUUGAUUCCACCUUUUUGUUUGAACUGCUUGUGAUUUCCGCUGAAUAUUAAAAAUAUUGCUCAAUUCUUUUGAGCUUGUGCCAAUAUACCGAUAUCGCAAUAAAUUGUUUCUUCAGUGCGUCCAACAAGUUGUCUAGUUAUUGCUUAAUAUCCUCUCAGAGCGCUCUCUACUAAGUAAUUUGGUUCUUUCAAAUAGAGCUGAUUAAAAAAGUUUCCUGAAUGAAGCUUUAAGGGCGCCCGCAGUAAUUUAUGAAAGCGUACCUGCUCCCAAAACUUUUUUAAGAGCAGCGGUUGCAAAAUUUUCAAGGGGGUGGGUCAAAUCCUUAUAAACCUCAAAAUUGUAUACAAAGUCCUGCUAAAUAUGAGAAUUUCUAAGGUCCAAUGGGAUUCCCCUCCUCUACCACCUACGGGCGCCCAUGUUUAAGAAUUAUCAAUCAAAAUGAUACAGCAAUAAUUUAGUGCUGCGAAAACUAAAGAUUGCCAACAUUAGUGUAGCUACGAGUAGCUAAACGAAUGAAGAAAAAUAAGGAAAUAUGAAUACUUGGAUAUAUCUGGACAAAUAGAAUAAGCUAUGCCAGAACUGCCUUCUCACCCUCAGAGUGUGAUUGGAUGUCAAUUGUUGUGGGCUCAGUUAUGAUAUUGCGAAAAAAAGAAGUUAUAAAUCAUAAAGUCAGCUCAAAAAAUGUCAGCAGCGGGUACAAUUUUUAAAUAGUUUUAAACAUCAA
Molecule: messenger RNA, 2381 nt
Organism: Acanthoscelides obtectus
Lineage: Eukaryota; Metazoa; Arthropoda; Insecta; Coleoptera; Chrysomelidae
Source: the annotation of a GenBank genome assembly